Molecule: messenger RNA, 5274 nt
Organism: Peromyscus maniculatus bairdii (prairie deer mouse)
Lineage: Eukaryota; Metazoa; Chordata; Mammalia; Rodentia; Cricetidae
Gene: Ice2
Product: interactor of little elongation complex ELL subunit 2
Biological process (GO): snRNA transcription by RNA polymerase III; snRNA transcription by RNA polymerase II; positive regulation of transcription by RNA polymerase III
Cellular component (GO): transcription elongation factor complex
Source: RefSeq, a predicted model, not a curated record
GGGGCGGGAGAGGGAGCAUGGCGGCCCGGGUCUGAGGUAGCGCCUCAGCGGGCUUGCCUCACAGGCCUUCUUCCCUCACAGGCCCUGAGCGGCUUCCCCCACUCGUCUCGCCCGUGCCUUUCCCGAUACUUUUCUCUUCUCUUUGCCUCCCCUCAGGUCCCUCGGCGUUCACCGCCCCCUCCCCUCCCCCUCGGCCCCACUCAAAGGGGAAACGUGGGGUCGGUAGGUUGAGAAGGAAGCCCAUGAGACCCCCACAGGCGCCCAGAAAGCCAGUCUUUGAGUCUUAACGCUAUCCAGCCCGCGCGGGGCGACAGGACACGGCACCCAGCAUGGGGACAUCAAGCUCCAGCCUUCCCUGUGUGUCUCUCUAAUGUUGAAUGUAGACUCUAGGAAGGAUCCGAUCCUCAUUCUCUUGGAGCCUUCCCUGCCAGGCUGAAAUAUUGUGAGCUAGAGUGAAGGAGAAAUCUAGGAAGAUGAGCUCUAGCAUAACCAUGAGUGAACCGAGACUGAACUGGGAUGUUACACCCAAAAAUGGCCUUAAGGCAUUUUUCUCUCCAGAAAAUUACAAAGAUCAUUCCAUGGCUCCAAGCUUAAAAGAACUCUAUAUUUUGUCUAACAGACGUAUAGGAGAAAAUUUGAAUGUCUCAGCAAGUUCUGUAGAAAAUGAGCCUGCAGUUAGUUCAGCAACUCAAGCAAAGGAAAAAGUUGGGAUGAUUCUCCUUCCAAAACCAAGAGUUCCUUAUCCUCGUUUCUCUCGGUUCUCACAAAGAGAGCAGAGGGCUUAUGUGGAUUUGUUGGCUAAAUAUGCGAAGAUCCCCUCAAGUUCCAAAGCUGUUGGAACAAAUACAAAUGAAUUCCUGCAGUAUUUGGAUAUGAAAAAACAUGUGAAUGAAGAAGUUAAUGAAUUCCUAAAGUUUUUGCAGAAUUCUGCAAAGAAAUGUGCACAGGAUUAUAAUAUGCUCUCUGAUGAGGCCCGUCUCUUCACAGAGCAAAUGCUAAGAGCUUGUAUUGAACAAGUGAAGAAGUACCCAGAAUUUUAUACUCUCCACGAAGUCACCAGCCUAAUGGGAUUCUUUCCUUUCAAAAUAGAGAUGGGAUUGAAGUUAGAAAAGACUCUUCUUGUUUUGGGCAGUGCAAAGUUUGUAAAAACAGCAUUUCCCUCGAUGCCUGUGAAGUUACAGCUUUCAAAAGAUGACAUGUCUUCCAUUGAGACCCCACAGCAGAAAGCUGAAGCUCUGCACUAUGAUAUUAGUAAAGACCCGAAUGCAGAGAAGCUUGUUUCAAGAUACCAUCCGCAGAUAGCUCUGACUAGCCAAGCAUUAUUCACCUUGCUCAAUAACCAUGGACCAAGCUACAAGGAGCAGUGGGAAAUCCCAGUGUGUGUUCAGAUGAUAGCUGUGGAAGGUUCCAAACCAGUUAAAGUAAUUUAUAUUAAUUCACCACUUCCCCGAAAGCAAAUGACAAUGAGAGAAAGAAAUCAAAUCUUCCAUGAAGUUCCAUUAAAACAUGUGAUAUCAAAAAACACAUCUGUCCCAGUCUCUGCAGUCUUUAUGGACAAACCUGAAGAGUACACCUCUGAGAUGGACAUAUCCACUGAAACUAAUGAGUGCCGAAAAAUUGAGACUCUGGAAAAUUUGGAUCUGGAUUUUGAUGAUGAUGUCACAGAACUUGAAACCUUUGGAGUAACUACCACUAGUCCAUCCAGGUCACCAAGUUCAGAAAGUGACUCCCCUGUACCCAUCUUGACAGAUGUCCACACAGCCUCCAAAGUAGCAACUGCACCUGUGGCACCACCUGUACCUGUGGCACCACCUGCACCUGUGGCACCACCUGCACCUGUGGCACCACCUACACCUGUGGCACCACCUACACCUGUGGCACCACCUACACCUGUGGCACCACCUACACCAAGCAUUACUAAUGAUUCUAGAAGCCUAUGUCAGAUUCUAAUGAAACAAUUACAGAAGGAGAAACAGCUCUUCUCUGGUGUGGAAAAUGGUCCUAAAGAGUUCAAAAAUAAAGAUGAUCAGGGACUUGAAUCAUGUGGUGAAGAGGUUCGCAGUGCAAAAUCUUUGACACAAGAUAAUGAACCCCACAAAACAUCUGAUGGGAUCUCUAAGGAAAUUGAUGUAGAUAUGCUGUAUACCAAUGAUGAAGGACCAGGUGUUCAGGGGAACGCAGACAAUGCCAACAAAACAGCUACUGAAUCAGAAAUGACUAAAACUGAGAAAGGGAUUUCCUGCGGGAGUGAUACAGAUGAGGACUGUUUAAUCAUUGAUACAGAGAGUAAAAGUAAUAGUGAUGGAAAGACAGCUGACGUGGGGUCUAGACCAGCAAGUCCAAAUUCUUCAGCACAGACUUCUGUGGGAAACCAAACCACUACUACUGUUUCUGAAGAAUCUUGUGUUUUAAAGAAACCUAUCAAAAGAGUCUAUAAAAAAUUUGAUCCAGUUGGAGAAAUUCUAAAAAUGCAGGAUGAGCUUUUAAAGCCAGUUUCCAGGAAAGUGCCUGAGUUGCCCUUGAUUAAUUUAGAAGAAUCUAAACAGCCAUCUGCCUCUGAGCAACCCUCCGUUACUUCAGAUGCCUCAAGCUGGCCAAAAUCUAGUUGGACUUCUGCAUUUCAGAAGCCUAAAGGACGAUUGCCAUAUGAACUCCAAGACUAUGUUGAAGAUACAUCAGAAUAUAUAGCUCCUCAAGAAGGAAAUUUUGUCUACAAGUUGUUCAGCCUGCAAGACCUGCUGUUACUUGUGCGGUGCAGUGUCCAGAGGAUAGAGACAAGACCACGGUCCAGAAAACGGAAGAAGAUCAGAAGACAAUUUCCAGUUUACGUGCUACCAAAAGUAGAAUAUCAAGGUUGUUAUGGAGUUGAAGCUCUGACUGAAAGCGAGCUCUGUCGCUUCUGGACUGAAAGUUUAUUGCAUUCCAACUGCUCGUUUUAUGUUGGGCAUAUUGAUGCAUUUACUUCAAAGCUUUUCAUGCUAGAAGAAAUUACCUCAGAAGAAUUAAAAGAAAAACUUGCAGCACUCAAGAUUUCAAGUUUAUUUAACAUUCUCCAACACAUUCUAAAGAAAUUGUGUAGCUUGCAGGAUGGGUCCUACUUGCUAUCUCACGCAGCAGAAGACUCUUCGCUCCUGAUCUACAAGACCUCAGAUGGAAAAGUUACUAGAACAGCAUAUAAUCUGCAUAAGGCGCAUUGUGACCUUCCUGGUGUACCUUCCAGUCUCUCGGUUCCUUGGGUUCCAUUAGAUCCCAGCUACCUGUUACCAUAUCACAUCCAUCAUGGACGAAUACCUUGUACUUUUCCGCCUAAAUCACUGCGCCCUGCAGCACAACCAAAGGUUGGUGGGACAAAAAUGCCUCUCCGUAGCCACAGGAAUCCAGUUUCCAUGGAAACCAAAAGCAGUUGCCUGCCUGUUCAGCAAGAUGAAAAUGAAGGAGUGGCUCAGAAUAAAAGGAAAAUAACCUAAGGACUGGACCAUGGAAAAUGAAGUUUCAGAAAAACCACUUGUACCAGUGUUUAACAUUGAACUUUGAGGGGAAACAGGCCCUAAAAAGCAGCUAGCAAAAAGAGUGUUUCCCCUUGCUAUCCUGGAGUUCUUACAAAGUGCCUUGGAAACCUACUGACUGUGGGAAGGGCAGUGCCAGCAGAAGUUAGUGUCCCUCCUCACUUCUGCGUGGAGAAAGACAAAUAUUUUUAUAGUACUCUUUUCUAAAGAUCACAGAUAGGAAACCCACUUGGUGUUUUAGAAAGUGUCAUGUGUUAUGUUAGUAAUUGGAUUGUAUUGCUAGUCUAAUGAGACUGGCCCAAACGGUUAAACGUGGCCACUGUAGAAAUAGCUGUGUGCGUUCUUCAUGGCCCAUUUUUGUCAGUAUCAACACUACUAUUGAUGUGUUCGAAAACCUGUUGAAAUUCCAUUGUGGACACCAGAAGUGAAAACAAGGAAGAUCCCUGUUUCUGAAAAGUGGCAAAUGAAUAUUUUCUUCUAGGCAAGCACACAUGUGUUUUAUAAAACACUAGCAUUCUGUGGUGUGACAGCUUUAGUGACAGUGCCUCUACAACUUUGCAAAAUUCCAUCUGAGUGUGGUGAACCACUGCCGAAAGCCAAGACAACAUGAGCAUGCAGGCAUUCCGGGAACAAAGCUGGAGCAUUCCAUCAGGCAUGGCUAAGGUGCCAUUAAGCCUAGGAUUUUCUUAUUUAUUUUUCUCAUCCUGAUUCAUUCAGAAAGCAGCAUCAGCAGUGGGUUGGCCAGUUUGGAUGUGAGGGGACAGAACUGUUCACUUUUUGUUACCUAUUUUUUAAUAAACACUAAAGGUAUCAGAAAUGUGUUUGCAAUCUCAGAAUUGUAGUCCAAAAGCAAUUUUCAUGUUGUUUUGGGGCAGUGUGUGCAUGUGUGUGUCUGUGUGUGUUCCAUGGAAAUUAUACCCAAAAAUCAGGGUCUAGAGAAAGGGCUAUUGCAGAGGACCAGAUUUGAUUCCCAAUCACAUGGCUGCCCACAACCAUCUAUAACUCCAGUUCCACAGGAUCAGAUGACCUAUUCUGGCCUCCUUGGGCACUUCAUGUAUGUGGUAUACAUACAUACAUUUUGAUAAAACAUUCAUGCCCAUAAAAUAAAAUUCUCUUAAUGAAAAGAAAGACUCAAAUCCUCUAAAGUAUUUUAAGCUGAAAUUUUUUAUCUUCUAUCAAGUUUUGUUUUGAAUUGAUUUUUCUGAGGAGUUGGUUGCCUAAAUUAUUAGUACAUAUUACUAUAUGGAUUUUUUGUUUUGUUGUUUUGUUUUGUUUGAGACAGAGUCUGUACAUAGCUCUGGCUGUCCUAUAACACAGAAAUCACCUGCCCCUGCCCCCUGAGUGCUGGGAUUAAAGAUGUGUGCCGCCAUGUCCAGCUACUGUAUGGAUUUUAAUGUAUCAUUUCCUUAGCCUGCUACUCUCCUUUUAAAAGACUUAACUUUCCUCCAUAAACUUUGUCACUUAUGCACAUACUCAGAAAUAUUUUAGUUUUGACUCAUUUGGCAUUCAGCCUGGGAAUGUGGGGUAGGGGAUCCCUUUGGAAUUAGCUCUUUUCCAAAGCUAGACAGUGUUUGCUACAGUCUGAAUGUUGAAGACUGCCUUGGCCUCAUCUUUUUAAUUAUCAAACCUGGGAACAGUUCUGAUCACAUAGAGCUGGUUUUCCUCUGUACUUAACAAACACAUAUUUGAUGUUGUCUUUUGUUCUUGAUUUUUAGCAUAAAGAAUUUGUAAGCAAGGUAGUGAUAUUGAUAAUAACUGUAGCAACGUU